GCUGGAAAUUACGAGGUGCGCAUGAAGGCAGCAGGAGAAGCGGUUAGGGGAAACGGAGCUCGGUGUUCUGCUUUCGCACUUUGUGGACAUAUUUUGCGAUGGAUUCACAGGCUCCACCAAAGCCAUGGGAAAGGCGGAUUCCAGGGGCAAUGAGUGUACCUGUUAACUACAGGUCUACAAACAUUGGAUCCUAUGCAGGCCCCUCCUCUGCCUCUGCAGGCCCUCCUGUCCUGACCAGGAUGGUGCCCCCAGUGCCCCCUCGUCCCGUUCAGCAGACCUACCGUCCAUCCUACAGCUCUUUCACCUCUUCUUACAGCCCCUAUGGGAGCUCCAUGUAUGGGGGGUACAGCCCCUACAGCUAUGGUGGUGGUGGCUAUGGCCUUGGAGGGUACAACCGCCUCUCCCACAUGGAGGAAGUCGCCCCCAGCCGAUUUGUGCAGCAGGCUGAGGAGAGCAGCCGCGGUGCCUUCCAGUCAAUCGAGAGCAUUGUACAGGCCUUUGCCUCAGUCAGCAUGAUGCUUGACGCCACCUUCUCAGCAGUGUAUAACAGUUUCCGUGCCGUGCUGGACGUAGCCAACCACCUUACACGGCUGCGUGCACACUUCACCCGAGUUUUGUCAGCCUUUGCUCUGGUGCGCACCUUGCGCUACCUGUACCGACGGUUGCAAAGGCUGCUGGGGAGAAGAUCAGACUCUGAGGUUGAGGACUUGUGGGCAGACAGUACAAGUGAUGCCCUGGCAACAAGUGCAUCCAGAGGAGAGGGGUCAGGGAUGGAGGAUCAGACCGUGAAGUCCUGGCCAAUCUUUCUGUUUUUCGCAGUAGUCCUCGGGGGACCCUACCUUAUUUGGAAGCUGCUGAGCUCCAGCCCCGGCUCGGAAGAAAGCGCCACCAACUGGGCGAGCGGAGAGGAUGACCAUGUGGUGGCCAGAGCAGAAUAUGACUUUUCAGCUGCCUCGGAGGAAGAGAUCUCUCUGCGGAGUGGAGACAUGCUUAACCUUGCCCCAAAAGAGCAACAGCCCAGGGUGCGAGGCUGGCUGCUGGCCAGCGUGGACGGUCAGACCACAGGACUUGUCCCAGCCAACUAUGUGAAGGUCCUUGGCAAGAGGAGAGGCCGUAAGCAUGCAGAGAUGGAGAGGCUCGCUCAGGUCCAGCAAGGCGACACACAGGCCUCUCAGACAGCCCUUGCUGCACAUCCAGAGUCAAAUCCUGCACUAGGAUUUACCCCCAAUUCAGCCUCCGCAGAGGAGCUGCUUGAGUCGGUGUACACAGAAACACCAGCUUCCUUCAGUGUGGGAACAUCCAACUCCAGUUUGCCCUCCAGCACAGCGCUAAAUAUCCCUGAGAAGAUAGACUUGUGAUGCUUAUCUGCAUAUCUCUAUAUGUCUAUGUGUGUUAAGUCAGUACUUGUUUGCAGCAUUUAACUUAAAUCUUGACUAAUAAUCAGCUGACUUUAGAUAUCUGGGGAAACACCCUGACACUCAUAAAGUAGUGCAUUGUUUCAUCUAUAAUGAUUAAAAUCUGCAAACACAAUCUGGACGUUCUGAAAAGGGUUGUUGCUCAAAAUGGUUUCAGUACAUGUUUAUUGUUGUACUGUUCUGUUUAGAGCCAGUUUGUCUCAGAUAAAGAGGUUACCUUCACAUUUCACUUUUCAGUCAGCACUUGUACAAGAAAGUUUUGUUUAUGCAGUGUGUAAGGUACACUGCUGUUCUUCAGAUCUUGUCUGAUAUAAGAUGUAAUAUCUCAAGCUUGUUUGAUAACAGGAAUAAGUUCAAUAUUUAAACUAAUGAGGUGCACUGAUACAUCAUCUGCAUACUGACAGUAUAUGGACAAAGCCAGGGUAUUUAGUUUGACAAUGUAAUUAUGUAACCUUGUACUUGGUUCACUUGCAGGCUGCUUGGUCCUCUGUAUUUUUCUGUGUGAAGCAAAUGGGAUUGGAUUCAUUUGUAAUGAAAAGCAGGGCUAAUUUUGCACAUUUUCAACAGUUAGUCACAGAAAGUAAUUUUGUAAAUAUUUAAUAUAAUUAUUUUGAAAAUAAAGUUUUUCAAAAACCAAAAUGA
Acanthopagrus latus (yellowfin seabream) is the source of this 2057-nucleotide messenger RNA. RefSeq names its product peroxisomal biogenesis factor 13 (gene pex13). NCBI's taxonomy places the organism in Eukaryota, Metazoa, Chordata, Actinopteri, Spariformes, Sparidae. Bases 99 to 1358 code for a protein of 419 amino acids. Gene Ontology annotation, molecular function: protein binding. Gene Ontology annotation, cellular component: peroxisomal membrane; peroxisome; peroxisomal importomer complex. The transcript has 4 exons. Gene Ontology annotation, biological process: protein import into peroxisome matrix, docking. The record is from RefSeq and is a predicted model, not a curated record.